This is a messenger RNA of Polyodon spathula (Mississippi paddlefish), 1177 nucleotides long. Its product is annotated as relaxin-3 receptor 1-like. The record is from RefSeq and is a predicted model, not a curated record. Lineage: Eukaryota; Metazoa; Chordata; Actinopteri; Acipenseriformes; Polyodontidae. Gene Ontology annotation, cellular component: membrane. The transcript has a single exon. Gene Ontology annotation, biological process: immune response; G protein-coupled receptor signaling pathway. Bases 1 to 1173 code for a protein of 390 amino acids. Gene Ontology annotation, molecular function: G protein-coupled receptor activity.
AUGGUGGACCUUCAGAAUGAUACCGGGGCGGCGUACAACGCCUCUACCGAAUGGCAGACAUUCAGUAGUUUGGAUGACAUCGAUGUGAUAGCGGAUGGGAGUCCAGUAUUGAGGAUCCUCAUCUCCAUCAUCUACUCCGUGGUUUGCGCAGCGGGGCUGGUGGGGAACCUGCUAGUCUUUUUCCUCAUGAGGGUGAGCCAGGGGAGAAAGAAAUCGAGCAUCAAUUUCUUCAUCCUCAACUUGGCUGUGACAGACUUCCAGUUCGUCCUGACCUUGCCCUUCUGGGCUGUGGAUACUGCCCUGGACUUCAGCUGGCCGUUUGGGGAUGCGAUGUGCAAGAUCAUACUUUCGAUCACCGUCAUGAACAUGUACGCGAGCGUGUUCUUUCUGACUGCCAUGAGUAUCACCCGAUACUGGUCAGUCGCCUCUGCAUUGAAUAACAGAAGCCGACGAAUGUCUUGCUCUGUGAAAUGGAUCAGCUUGCUGCUGUGGGUCUCUGCUACCGUGGCCACCGCGCCCACUGCAAUUUUUUCGACAGUGACAAACGUCGCCGGAGAAAAAUUAUGCCUUCUCAAGUUCCCCGCGGACCAGUACUGGCUGGCUCUUUAUCACCUCCAGAAGAUCAUGGUUGCCUUUGUCAUCCCAAUGCUCAUCCUCUCCAUUUGCUAUUUGUUACUCCUGAGGUUCAUUAGGCAGAAAGGCAUGAACAACAACAAUCCGAAAAGAAGAUCCAAAGUUACCAAAUCUGUUACCAUAGUGGUGCUGUCAUUCUUCCUGUGUUGGGCGCCCAACCAUGCCAUAACUUUCUGGGGCGUCCUGGUCAAAUUCAACGAGGUUAACUGGGAUAAAACGUAUUAUAUGGUCCACACCUACAUUUUCCCUGUCACCGUAUGCCUGGCGCACGCCAAUAGCUGCCUCAACCCGAUUCUGUAUUGCCUAAUGAGACGGGAGUUCAGAAAAAUGUUAAAAGAUGUUUUUUGGAGGGUCUCGUCCCCGACUGUUUCACACACCUGUCCAAUACACCCGUUUUCUGGUUCCCGUAAACCGGACCAGGUUGACACACUAGUUAUCAUCCCGCUCCAAGCUAUUGAGAGCGAACACGGCACUCGCGGCUCGCUCUUCAAUGAAAGAUGUGACACUUUACCUUCUUCGAGUACCCUGGUGCAAAAAUGAACGA